CACGCGCCGGGCGCGAAAGAACGCAUCGCACGCGGGUGCCAGUCCCGCGGCGCCUGUGGAUGGGUUUACGCGGGGUUCAGAGGGCAGCAUCGCCGUCCGAGUCGACGGAGGGGGCAGCGCAGCUCGUGAUGUCUCCAUAUGGUGCCGGCUCCUCGGGUUAGAUCUUACGCAACAGCGACAGCAGCGGCGGCGGCAGCAGCACCAUGACCGUGAAGCGCGGCCGCGACAUCGACUGGGCCCGCUUCGGGCUGCGCAGCGAUGGCGCCGACGGCGGGGCCUUCGACGAGUCGACGGGGCACAGCGGCCGAGCCUCCGGAAACCCGGGCGGGGACGAGCUCUUCCACCAAGACCUCAGUGCCAAGGCCAAGCCCUGGUGGUCGGCCAACUUCUUCGUCUCGGAGCCCGUGCUGUUCGGCACCUGGGACGGCGUCUUCACCACGUGCAUGAUCCACCUGUUCGGCGUCAUCGUUUUUCUGCGCUCCGGAUGGAUAGUGGGCAACGCGGGCGUGGAGCACGCCCUGCUCAUGGUGCUGGCCACGGUGGUCGUGUGCACCUUGGCCGUGCUGGCCGGCAUCGGCGUCUGCGAGCGGUGCCACCUCGAGUCCGGCGGACUGCACGUGCUCCUGUCGCACAUUCUGGGCGUGCGCGUGGGCGGAGCCGCAGCACUCAUCUACUGCUUCGGCCAGGCGGUGAGCAGCGCCCUGCACGUGAUGGGCUUCGCCGAGUCCAUGGGCCAGCUGCUGAAGAUGGAGGAAGACCCGUGGCUGCAGCGGGGGAUCGCCUCGGCGCUCGUCCUCCUGCUGCUCGGGAUCAACGUCGCGGGCGUCAAGUGGGUCGUUCGCCUCCAGUUCGCCCUGCUCAUCAUUUUGCUCAUGGCCGCGCUGGACUUCGCCGUGGGGACUUUCGUGCGCUACGACUCAGGGCACGGCGUGACGGGCUACGAUCUGGCGACCCUGAAGAACAACAGCUUCCCUCGGUACGGCGACGGCCAGAACUGGUUCACAGUGUUCGGCGUCUUCUUUCCGGCCAUGACGGGCGUCUUCGCCGGCAUCAACAUGAGCGACGACCUCAGGAACCCCGUGCAGGACGUGCCCGCAGGCACGAUGGCCGCCGUCGGAACCUGUUUGUUCCUGUAUCUGGUAUUUGUCCUCGGUCUGGGAAGCACGUGUCAGCGCUGGGCUCUCACCACGGAUUACCUCAUCGCCGAAAAGGCGUCCGCCAUCGGCGUCAUGUUGCUGUCCGGCCUGUACAUCUCUUCCAUGUCGGCGUGCCUAGGGGCUCUGUACCUGACGCCUCGCAUUCUGCAGAACAUGGCAAACGACGGAAUCCUCCCGUUCAGCAAGCAGCUAAGCAUCGGGAAGGGCCCCAACAAGGUUCCUGUGGUGGCGCUGGUGCUGUUCGCGCUGGUCACCUUCCUGUUCAUCCUGGCGGGCCAAGUGAACACGCUGGCGCCGCUGGUCACCAUCCCGUUCCUGCUGACGUACGCGUGCGUCGAGUACGCCUACUUCUCCAUGGCCAUGACCUACGACAUCCAGCGCCGGCGCAACGAGCGCUUCCGCCAGCAGGCGGCCGUCAUCCGGGCCCAAACGACGGACAAAACCAGCUACGGGGCGCUGGGCGACGCCAAGGUUGCCACGAGCGACUUGGACCAGCUAUUUCCAGAACGCGUUCACGACAAGACGGCCAUACCUCGUGACCACAGCAGCGUAACCACGACAGAAUCGCCGGUGACAUCACCAGACGAGCACAGCUCCAUACGGAGUGCGGAGAGCAGGGAUUCCAACGCCGACCAACCAAGGGGCCAGCCGGAGUCCUGUAUUACUGACAAGACUCACCUCCUCACUAAAGGUCGGGAACCAUGGCCCGAGAUAUCAAAGAAAUCAAACACCUGGUAUGCGAAACUAUGCAAUCGCUGGAUUGCAGUGCUUGGGAUCUUCGUGAAAUUGACAAUUAUGUUCCUUGUGCAAUGGGGCUAUGCACUGGCAUCCAUCUUUCUAUUGAUCUUCCUCUGGCUCUGCAUUGGAAGGACCAAGCCAGGAGCUUUUCCAGGGGUCACCGAAUUCAAACUGUUCCCAUGGCUACGCCAUUUAUUCCUGCGUUGCAUAGGGAAGAAGCCUACAGACUAUGAGCAAAUAGUGGUGGCCCCCACAUGCCCCGGAGUCUCAACAAUGGAGUCUCAGCUAAAUGACGAAAACGUCGAUUACGCAUCACGGCACCGAUACCAUCACUCUACCACCCUCCAAACAUCAUCACAUUUCCAGCAACAUUCCGACGACAGUGAAUAAGCCACGAGGACUUCAGGUACUACAAUGAGUCUCAAGUGGCUGCUUUUAAGGGCAUAUUGAAAAACAACUCUGCCAUUUCUUCCCAAAAGGCAAGAUUACAACCUAACAAUAAGCAACAGAAGCAUGACCUUUGUUCAUGCCAAGGUUACAAAUGAUUAGCUCAAUGUUGAAGGCAUUUCGUAUGCAUUAGCCACAGGAGGAUAGACAUGCAGAAGGCCACAAAUGAGCCCCCCCACCUCCACAUGGCUGGAAUGCUGCUGGUAACAUGUCUCAAGUAAACCUGAAAGUGGGAACAACGAAAGUGGGAACAAGGCAACGAGAUGAUAGAAUUGAUGAUCAAAGAACAAUGCUCGCUUAAACUAGCAGACCGGCUGCAACAAGUAGAAAGUACAGUUCGCGGAACUUUUAAUAGUGACAAGUAAUUGAUACGCAUUUCUUACUCGGCCUUCUGAAACCCACUGCCUGUAUCAGUGAAGAUCACUUUGUCUAGAAUAACAGAAUGGCACCGAAUAAAGUGGCAUAUAGCAUCCAAAACGACUAACAAACAAAGCAGAAGCAUGCCAUUGUUAAGCCAAAUCUAUCUACAAGCACUUGUGUUCCGUGCUCUUCACUUGAAGUGCAAUGUGCCACAAUAUAAGCAACAUUUCAGCCAGUUGAAGAACCUAGACCCCAGAGUUCUGUAUGUCAUCUAUUGUCAUUCCAGUGGCCUACUUGUAGUAAGCCCUAGUCGUUCGUCACCCACCGGGUGCUUCUCCAACUGCUGCAUUACCGACCAAGACAGCAAAGGCUAAGCCACGCUUACACACCACUGUGGAACACAUUCUCACCUCUUUAUCAAAACAAAAGCAUAUAGAUUUAUCAUCAAGCUAUUAACACGCUUCCAAAGCUGUUCCAGGAAUAUUGUGAUGUAUGAACUCAACACCUUUUCCUACACUUUGAAGCAAUGUAACAUACUUUCCUAAACCUUUUUUGAAAUGCAAGAGGAACUGUUAUGCUAUGGUAUGUGUGACGCGCAUUGAUUUUACGUGCAAGAUGUACUUAGCAUGCGCCCCAAUGGGACAAUCGAGGCUAACGCUACUUUCAAUGCGCUCCCCCGUCCUCCUAUUUAUUCCAAUUUUUCAACAAUACAGAAAUACAAAACAGCUUUGAUGCUUUAACAAAGAACAAGCAACAAUUUGUUUUUAUGCAUGUAAUGCCUGUGGUUGGAAAAAGAAACAUGCAAUGUUGCAGUCAAGGCAGCAUUUUGUUAAUGCAGUGUACUGCUUCUACUCAUGUACAGUGCACCUCAGAGCCUGCGUGUCAAAGUCUGUGUGAGUAUGAUGUAUGUUACUGAAAUGGGACAGUACACUCUUACUGUGCAAAUGACAAUGGCUUUGUGUGUCAAAAAAAAAAAAAGGAAAGAAAAGAAAAGAAAGGGAAGUGAUACGUUGAAUAAAUUAUGUUUACGUUGUCA
Dermacentor albipictus is the source of this 3738-nucleotide messenger RNA. RefSeq names its product solute carrier family 12 member 8. Gene Ontology annotation, cellular component: membrane. The record is from RefSeq and is a predicted model, not a curated record. Gene Ontology annotation, molecular function: potassium:chloride symporter activity. Gene Ontology annotation, biological process: potassium ion import across plasma membrane; potassium ion homeostasis; chloride ion homeostasis. NCBI's taxonomy places the organism in Eukaryota, Metazoa, Arthropoda, Arachnida, Ixodida, Ixodidae.